Molecule: messenger RNA, 1345 nt
Organism: Guillardia theta CCMP2712
Lineage: Eukaryota; Cryptophyceae; Pyrenomonadales; Geminigeraceae
Exons: 1
Coding region: 574-930 (118 amino acids)
Source: RefSeq, a predicted model, not a curated record
UUCCACCCCCAGUCAUCGAUCCCUUGACGUCGUUGGUACCUCUUGCUUUCCCACUUACCCCGCUUCGAUCCUUCCUCUCCUUCCCCCACUCCCUCGCUCUCCCUCCUUGCCCUCCUCACUCUCCUCUCUCUCCUCCUCCUACUUCCUUGUUCUGUACCACCAUUAUGGCCGCCACUGCCUGCUAAACUUUUCCCGAGCCCUCCUGUUCCCCGCACACAAAAUUCUAUUUCAUCCUCUGAGCUCAAGCAGCCCAGCCUUCCCAACCACGUCAACUUAUAACAUACCUACUUCUCUCGCAAAUCCUUUCCUGCUGUGACAACUCGCUGAAAGUGAACCCUCCCCUUGAUUCUCAUAGCGGCACUAGAUUCUUUGUUAUCGGCUGUACUUUCUUAUCCCGAAAUAUUGGCACGCAACUUUCGUCGUCGACAAGCUUGGAUCUGUAUCUUCUGUGAGUGCAACUUGGAUCGCAAAAGACUGGACCUCAUUCGUUACCUGUGACAUUCUAGACGAAUCUCGGUCUGUGAAUGGGCUUACAUUUUACUUGCUGAGUCACGAGACAACUUGAAGACUCUCAUGGUACCGACGGGAAACAAUUCCCGAAAGAAAGUUGAGGACUGGAUAGAACAGUCUCAGGUUUACCGCAAUGUACAAACAGUUUCGCAGGGCUCGCACCCUCCUGCUAUCACGACGGACUUGACCUCGUAUCUCGGGGAUUUCGGUGGAAUUCUAAAGUCUGCAUUCGAUUGGACGUUGCACAGCGUUGAUGAUGUGAGAGGAGAUUCGAGCUCUGAGCAGCUUUCAGCUGAAGAUAAGCCAUCCCCUGUAGCAAGCAAACCACACUUGAGGAAUGGCAACAUUGCAAUCUUCGAGCCAACCAAGCCUCACAAGCUCUCGAAAUCCAACUCUCUUACUUCAGUCAGCAGGAAGUAAAACAUCCCAGCGAAAGUAAGACACAGAUGUGCGAGGAUCGCAAUGUUCGAUCUGAGCUACGUUGCCUUGUGAAAGGACCUUUCUGAGGUUUCCCUUCGACAGUGGACGGAGCAUGUUAUGUGCGCACUAGUGAUCAAAUCCUGUUGUUACCAUCGCGAUGGUGCCCAAUUCUUCUCAGCUGCUUGCAAAACUUGUAUUGAUUCGGGAUCAGCCGAGUUUGUUAAGCCGUGAUUAUUAUUUCAAGUUCAAGGUCAAUUUGUUGGAGUUGUAUUGUACAAAGUUGUUGAAUGCUGCCUUUUUUGUUUCUGUAUUUGGUACACUAGUAACUUUAGGAAGUUUCCCAGUGGUGUGCAAUGUGAAGUCGAAAUAUCUCUUUUUCUGUGAGAAUCAUGAAUAAACGAGAAAAUACAAACAA